Jatropha curcas is the source of this 2747-nucleotide messenger RNA. RefSeq names its product MA3 domain-containing protein. NCBI's taxonomy places the organism in Eukaryota, Viridiplantae, Streptophyta, Magnoliopsida, Malpighiales, Euphorbiaceae. The record is from RefSeq and is a predicted model, not a curated record. Gene Ontology annotation, biological process: negative regulation of DNA-templated transcription.
GUGCUAACAAUUAACAGAUUCUCAUCAAACUUUUAUUUUCCAACUAAAUACUUUUCUAUCACUUCUUCUUUUCUAUCACUUCUACUCAACCACAAUCAAUCAAUCCACUCAUUAUAUCAAAAUCUCAGGCAAUCAAUCUUAAUCGCCGGCGCGCAUUGUCGCUCUGGCGAAGUCUCCUCUGUUUGGCUUUCUAUUUUCAGAACUGGAGCAAGUCGAUCAAACCCGUGAGGGAUUAAUAAUUCUGAUAUAAGAAAAUAUUGAAAUGAGCAGAUACAAGAACUAUAGUACAAAAUGAAUAAGUGGUGAAUGAAAGAGGAUUCGUCAACUGGUAGUUACUCUACAACUAUUGAUGCUCUACGAAUUUGGCUCUUAGAACCAGCGAUUGGUUUGUGGAGUAGAAUUUCAAGGUGAUGGAGUUUAAUGAUGGUUUUGUACCGAAUGAGCAUCGACAACAUGCACAAUCCACUUCAGAAAGUGUAGAUCCAUUCUAUGUUUCUCCAUUGCAGGUUUCGGUCAAUGAAAAGUCUCCUGCGUCACACAGCAAAGAAGGUCCAAGCAAGGGGAGCCCGUUCAAGUCCGAUAAACAUCCAAAUUCUCUCUUUCUUGCAGCUGGAGAAGCUCUUGAUACAUAUUAUGAUUGUUCUGUUGAUCCUAAUCCAAACUGUGAUGGUAGUGAGGAAUAUGAAGAUAGUAGUGAGAAACAAUUGGCUGGAAAUUUUGAAGAGUACAAGAAGGCGGCUACGGUAAUAGUGGAGGAAUACUUUGCAACAGAUGAUGUUACCUCAACAGCCAAUGAAUUAAGAGAACUUGGAAUGCCUUGCUAUAACUAUUAUUUUGUAAAGAAAGUUGUGAGUAUGGCAAUGGAUAGACACGACAAAGAGAAAGAAAUGGCUGCUGUUCUUUUAUCUUCUCUAUAUGCUGAUAUAAUUGAUCCUUCACAGGUUUACAAAGGGUUUAGUAAAUUGGUGGAGUCUGCAGAUGACUUAAUUGUAGAUAUACCUGAUACAGUUGAUGUUCUUGCGUUGUUCGUAGCUAGAGCUGUGGUUGAUGAUAUUCUCCCACCUGCAUUUCUAAAAAAGCAAAUAGCUUGUUUGCCUGCAGAAUCUAAAGCUGUUGAUGUGGUAAAAAGAGCUGAAAAGUGCUAUCUAGCAGCCCCUCUUCAUGUAGAAGUUAUUGAGCGUCGAUGGGGAGGUAGCAAGAAUAAAACAGUUGAGGAUGUGAAGACUAAUAUAAAUAAUUUACUGGUAGAGUAUGUGGUGAGUGGUGACAAGAAAGAGGCUUUCAGAUGCAUUAAGGAUUUAAAAGUUCCUUUUUUCCAUCACGAAAUAAUUAAACGGGCACUUAUAAUGGCGAUGGAAAGGAAACUAGCUGAAAAGCUAUUAUUAGAUUUGUUGAAGGAUGCUUCUGAAGAAGGUUUAAUUAAUACAAGUCAAAUAACAAAAGGAUUUAGCAGGAUGAUAGAUGCUGUGGACGACUUGUCACUUGACAUUCCGAAUGCACGAGGGAUAUUACAGUCCCUAAUAUCCAAGGCUGCAUCAGAAGGUUGGUUAUGUGUUUCUUCGUUGAAGUCACUCUCAAUAAAACAGUACCCUUUACAAGAUAAUGCUACCAAAAUUUUCAAGGCAAAGGCUGAAUCUAUUAUUCAAGAAUAUUUCUUGUCUGGUGAUAUUUCAGAGGUUUGUAGCUGUCUUGAAUCAGAUAACAGUAAUGGCUCUCCUGAACUAAAUGCUAUAUUUGUUAAAAAAUUGAUAACUUUAGCAAUGGACAGAAAAAAUAGGGAGAAAGAAAUGGCUUCGGUUUUGCUGUCAUCUUUGCGCUUCCCAGCAGACCAUGUUCUGAAUGGUUUUGUUAUGUUAAUAGAAUCUGCAGAUGAUACAGCACUGGAUAAUCCGGUCGUUGUUGAGGAUCUUGCAAUGUUUUUAGCUAGAACGGUGGUGGAUGAAGUUUUGGCCCCACAACAUUUGGAGGAAAGUGAAAGCCAGUUUUUAGGUCUAGACUCAAUUGGUAGCAAAGUUCUUCAAAUGGCGAAGUCAUUGCUAAAUGCUCGACUUUCUGGCGAGCGAAUCCUUAGAUGCUGGGGCGGUGCAGGGUGCAGUAGGCCUGGAUGGGCAGUUGAAGAUGUCAAGGAUCAAAUUAGAAAGUUGCUAGAGGAGUUUGAAUCCGGAGGGGACACGAGGGAAGCUUGUCGAUGCAUAAAGGAGUUAGGCAUGCCAUUUUUCCACCAUGAGGUUGUUAAAAAGGCAUUAGUUAUACUCAUUGAGAAGAAGAAUGAAAGAUUAUGGCGAUUGCUUACUGAGAGUUUUGGUUCAGGGCUUAUAACCUCAUAUCAGAUGAUGAAAGGUUUCAGUCGGGUCGCAGAAUCUCUCGAUGACUUGGCUCUAGAUGUGCCUGACGCAAAGAAACAGUUUGUAAAUUAUGUUGAUAGAGCUAAAUUUGCAGGAUGGUUGGAUUCCUCAUUUUGUUUCAACAAAUCAGGAAAUAUUGUAGAGAAUGGCACUUGUCAAUGAUAAUGGAUUCAAGAAUCUUUUCAUAGUAACCUAAUUUGAAUACUUAAAGAACUCUUGGAGGAACUUUAUGUGCUAAAGCAGAAGAUAAUUUGACUAUUUUUGUAGUGUUAGAUCAUUUUUAGAUAUUUAGCUGUAAUUUUGUUUUGGGGGGAUAAUGAUAAUUUCUUGAAAGAGGAACACAAUAUUGAAAGUUGUAGUUUGCAUUUUAUGUAUAGUUUGCAUAUUAUUUUGCAGUCCUUC